Molecule: messenger RNA, 1656 nt
Organism: Corvus hawaiiensis (hawaiian crow)
Lineage: Eukaryota; Metazoa; Chordata; Aves; Passeriformes; Corvidae
Gene: EEF2KMT
Product: eukaryotic elongation factor 2 lysine methyltransferase
Exons: 8
Coding region: 83-1177 (364 amino acids)
Source: RefSeq, a predicted model, not a curated record
CCUUCUGGGCAGCUCCUCCUCCGGGGACUGCGCCAGGCGAGCCCGGGGACUCGCGGCCUGCCCGGCCGUGCGGUGCGGGGCCAUGGCGGAGCCGCGGCCGGGGCUGGCGCUUCGCUUCCAGCGCCCGUUCCUGGCGGCGCGGCCGCUCCGCUCGCUGCCCUGGCCGGAACUCGAACAAAGCCUGCGGACUGCGCCGGACUCCGCGCUGCUCGCGGAUAUUCUGCACAAGACAAUUCUUCACCCUCUGUGUGUGAAAUAUCCCCCUUCAGCCAAGUACAGGAGGUGCUUCCUGACCGAGCUCAUCAAAAAGCACGAAUCCACAGCAGCUGAACCCCUGGAUGAACUCUACGAUGCACUGGCAGAUGUUCUAAAAGAAGGAGAAUCUACUCACUGUUACAAAAACUACUUACUGGUGCUGCUGUUGAUUGUAAACUCUAAACCCAUGGUCUGUGCUGAUCCACCUUUGCCUUCUCGUGUCCUGCAGCCCACGGGGGACUGUGUGAGCCUCUGUGAGAGCACAGCGCUGAUCUCCGGGGGCACCACGGGGCUCGUCACGUGGGAAGCUGCUCUGCACCUGGCCCAGUGGGCACUGGAGAACCCCGGCGUGUUCAGGGACAGGACAGUCCUGGAAUUAGGGAGUGGGAUUGGUUUCACUGGAAUUGCCAUCUGCAAGACCUGCCAGCCCAGGACAUUCAUAUUUAGUGACUGCCACCCCCGUGUUCUCAGACAGCUGGGAGAAAACAUCCAGCUGAACGGCUUCAUCCCGGAGCCUGCCGGGACCUGGAGCAUCCAAACAGAGUCCCAAGGACAGGAGGUGGAAGGAGAGAACUGCCAAAACCCAAAAGUGAUUGUUGCUGAGCUUGACUGGGGCUCAGUGACAGAAAAACAACUGCUGGGUCUCAGAGCUGACGUUGUCAUUGCAGCAGAUGUGGUGUAUGAUCCUGAGAUAAUUUUAGUCCUCAUUGGGAUGCUACAGAAACUCUCCACCUCCAGAGCAGACACAAAAGCUCCUGAGGUGUUCAUUGCCUUCACAAUCCGAAAUCCAGCCACGUAUCAGCUCUUCCAGGCUGAGCUGGAUAAAGUUGGGAUCAGGUGGCAGAUGAUUCCAGCCCACAGCAGCUGUAAUUUUCUCUAUGAUGUGCAGCCAGAUGUAACUAUUCUACAGUUAUUUAUAUAAGCUUGGCAAAUAGAACUGGAAUUUUGAGACCAACAGGAGCUGUGUCAGCCUUGUAACAAGAUUAUCCUGAAUUCUGGAAACAAGAGAUUCUGAGGAUACAACUGUACACGUGGACAUGUGGAGUUCUUCCUUCCUGUAAUUCCCAGCGUGGAUCCAAGCCUGCUGCUGCCCCUGGGAAGCGAGUGAACCCCAAGCAACAGAAACCAAAAAGCCCCAAUCACACUUGGACUCUAUAGAAGACAACAGAAUUCAAGUGGGGUUUUUUUCCCAGCUGUGUUGUGAUUUUUAAGUGUUGGGGGCAACCUGCAGGAUGAGGAUCUCCCACAGACAAGGGAGCAAAACAAUGGUUCAGAGUAAUCGAUGGGUUUUGAUAUUAAAACCAGCUCUAAUUGUCUGCUCUGGUCUUUUAUACUUGUCUGUACAUACUUGCAGUUUGGGUUAUCUUAAAAAUCCCCAAUAAACAGUGACCAAUACCUGCA